This is a messenger RNA of Nerophis lumbriciformis (worm pipefish), 3783 nucleotides long. Lineage: Eukaryota; Metazoa; Chordata; Actinopteri; Syngnathiformes; Syngnathidae. The record is from RefSeq and is a predicted model, not a curated record.
AUGCUGGACCCGUCCUCCAGCGAAGACACCGAUGUGGAGUCCGACCCGGAAGUUGCCCGGGAGCCUGCAAGGAAAACAGACUGCUCCUCCGCGGCCAAGCAGGGAGUUGAGAGCCGACCGGGCGGCCAGAAGCGACCAUUGUUGAGGCACGAACAGCCCUCUAUUAAAGGCUCAGCCAGGCAAAAUGCUCACCGUCAAGAUAGCUCAACAGGUGAGGAAGAGGAGAGGCGAGAACACGAGCGACUAAAGCAGGAGGAAGAGGAGCACAAAGUCAAAUUGCAGAUUUAUGUCUUCGUCCUGAGAUGCAUCGCUUACCCAUUCAACGCCAAGCAGCCAACCGACAUGACUCGGCGGCAGCAGAAGGUGAACAAGCAGCAGCUCCAGGCAAUCAAGGACCGUUUCCUCGCCUUCCUCAAUGGGGAAACUCAGAUUAUGGCUGAUGAAGCCUUCUGCAAUGCUGUGAGAAGCUACUAUGAAGGUUUCCUAAAGAGUGAGCGUGUAUGUCGCAUGGUUCAGAGCGGCAGCUGCUCGGCAAGUGACUUCCGUGAGGUGUUCAAGAAAAACAUCGAGCGUCGUGUUCGUAGCCUCCCUGAAAUUGACGGCCUAAGCAAAGAGACUGUGCUGACCUCCUGGAUCGCCAAAUACGACGCCAUCUACAGGGGAGACGAGGACAUGCGUCGGCAGCCCCAACGUGCGCACCUUAGCACCGUGUCAGAGCUGAUCCUCAGCAAGGAGCAACUCUACGAGAUGUUUCAGCACAUCCUUGGAGUCAGGAAGUUCGAGCAUCAGCUGCUCUACAAUGCCUGCCAGUUGGACAAUGUGGACGAACAGGCUGCUCAGAUACGCAGAGAGCUGGAUGAACGAUUACAGCUGGUGGAACGACUCCCCAGGGAGAGGAGAUUCCCAAAGUUUGUGUCACCUAACAUGGAUGUCCUCUAUGCUGAGGAGCUCCGUUCAUCCAUCAACUUACUAAUGGCCAACCUUGAGAGCCUCCCCGUGUCCAAAGGAGGGCCUGACUUCAAGCAGAAGCUCAAGCGCUCCUCCAUCAACAACUCCUUCCUGGACCUUGGCGAUGAAGUCGAUGUGUUGUCCAAGUCCGAUGUGUUGCUCUCCUUCACACUGGAGGUGGUGAUCGUGGAGGUUCAGGGGCUGAAGUCGGUCGCCCCAAACAGGAUCAUGUACUGCACCAUGGAGGUGGAAGGAGGUGAGAAGCUGCAAACGGACCAGGCUGAAGCCUCCAGACCUCAGUGGGCAACACAAGGUGACUUCAGCACGACGCACCCGCUGCCCUCUGUCAAAGUCAAGCUUUUCAUGGAGAAUACAGGUGUUCUGGCCCUUGAAGACAAGGAGCUGGGCCGCGUGGUCCUGAACCCCACCACCAACGGGCCCAAGCAGGCCGAAUUCCAUCGCAUGUUGGUUCCCAAGAACAGCCAAGACACGGAACUGAAGAUCAAACUGGCUGUGCGGAUGGACAAACCACCCAAUAUGAAGCACAGUGGAUAUUUGUAUGCACUGGGACAACGUGUGUGGAAGCGCUGGAAAAGGAGAUACUUUGUUCUGGUACAGGUCAGCCAGUACACAUUCGCCAUGUGCAGCUACCGAGAGAAAAAGGCUGAACCGCAAGAGCUCAUGCAGCUGGAAGGGUACACGGUGGACUACUGCCACCCGCAACCAGGCCUGCAAGGCGGUCAGGUGUUUUUCAAUGCAGUGCGUGAGGGCGACCUGGUAGUGUUUGCCUGUGAUGACGAUCAAGACCGCGUCCUGUGGGUACAGGCCAUGUACCGGGCCACUGGACAGUCAUACAAACCCACACCGGCCCCCAGCAGCAAAAACGCCAACAACUGCAGGUCUGCCGAAAACCAGCCAACCUCACCCAUCAGUCUCGAUCCGUCUGAGCGCCAGGGUGUCGAGGAGCUGGUGGCGGCGUCUCCAAGCCGUUUUGACCAUGCUCGCCUCUUCAGCAUUUUGCAGAAGCAAACAUUGCAGCACCGUAUGAACGACUCCUUCUCCUGCCUGGGUUGGUUCAGUCCUGGUCAGGUGUUUGUCCUGGACGAGUACUGUGCCCGAUAUGGUGUUCGCGGCUGCCAUCGUCACCUUAGCUACUUAAAGGACCUGAUGGACUUUUCAGAGGACAACACCCUGGUGGACCCCAUGCUGCUUCACUACAGCUAUGCAUUCUGUGCCUCUCACGUACACGGAAACAGGCCCGAUGGCAUGGCGACGGUGACGCUGGUGGAGAAGGAAGAAUUUGACUCAAUCAGGAGUCGACUCAUGAUGCUACUUGAGAAGCACAUCACACACUUUAGGUAUUGCUUCCCUUUCGGACGACCAGAUGGCGCCCUGAAGGCCACGCUCUCUCUGCAGGAGAGGGUUCUAAUGAAAGACAUGACCACACCAGUUCCCACAGAGGAGAUGAAAAGGGUGGUGCAGAGAUAUCUGGAGAAAGCAGCGGGCAUCAACUACAGCCAGCUCAUUGACUAUGCCAACAUAAAGGGUGAGGGCAUGAGGCACAUUGACCCGGAAAAGAGGCUGGAGGAUGCCAUGAGGCUGGCAGAGCUUGUCAUCGAAGUCCUGCAGCAGAAUGAUGAACAUCACUCAGAGGCCUUUUCGUUAUGGCCUGAAUUGAUGUCCGAGCAUGCCGAGAGCUUCCUGUCUCUGUACCGCGUGGACAUGGACUCAUCUCUGCAGGUGCAGCCUGUCGAUUCAUGGAGCAGCUUUCCACUCUUUCAGCUCCUCAAUGGAUUCCUCAGCUCAGAUGCUCAUCUGUGCAACGGGCCCUUCCACAAGCACCUUCAGGAUCUUUUUGUCCCACUGGUGGUACGCUACAUCGACCUGAUGGAGUCAUCCAUUGCGCAGUCCAUCCACCGUGGUUUCGAGCAGGAGACCUGGCAGUCAGUCAAGAACGGUUCAGCCACAUCGGAGGAUCUUUUCUGGAAGCUCAACGCGCUUCAGAUGUUCGUGUUUGAGCUUAAAUGGCCUGAGGCCGAGUUUGCCAGGCAUCUGGAACAGAGACUCAAGCUGAUGGCCAGUGACAUGAUGGAGGCUUGCGUUAAGAGGACCAAAUGUGCAUUCGACGCCAAAAUGCAGAAAUCCAACAAAUCAACAGACUUCCGUGUGUCACUGUGCGUGUGCACAAUGUUGAACAUCCUCAUGGAUGCCAAGAGGCAGUGCUCCAAACUCUGCGUGCUGGACACUGGGCAAGAGCAACACUACCACUCCAAAAUCGACGUGCUCAUUGACGAAGCGUUGAAGGACAUGAUUUCUGCACUCGUAUCAAAGUUGUGUGCAGUGUUGGAUUCAGUUCUUUCAAAGCUGUCAAGAUACGACGAAGGAACUUUCUUGUCAUCCAUCCUCUCGUUCACGGUGAAGGCAGCUGCCAAAUAUGUGGAAGUUCCCAAAUCAUCAGGAUUGGACCUGGCUGACACAUACAUCACGUUCGUCCGUCAAAACCAGGACAUUCUCCGUGAGCGUAUCAACGAUGAACUCUACAUCGAGAAAGUCUUUGAACAAUGGUACGGUGUUUCAAUGAAAGCAGUCUGCGUGUGGUUGGCAGACCGACUGGACCUCCAGCUGCACCUCUACCAGCUCAAGACCCUAAUCAAGAUUGUCAAGAAGAGCUACCGUGACUUCCGUCUUCAAGGCGUCCUGGAAGGGACACUGAACAACAAAAGCUACGAGACUGUCUACAACCGUUUGACGGUGGAGGAAGCCACACUGGCCGUCAAGGCAGGACACAGCCUAGAAGGUGUUAGUAUGCGGGACAGCGACCAGGAGGACGAUUGA